ACAUAUGCUUUUGAAAAACUACCUCUGCAUAACAUUUACGCAGAGAGAAAGAUGGGAGUGACCAAGGAGCAAGUUGAAGCUUCACUGACUUCAAAACUCAAUCCUGUUCAUCUGGAAGUCAUUGACACAUCUGGAGGCUGCGGCGCGAGUUUUGCUGUUGAGAUAGUGUCGGAAGAGUUUGAAGGGAAGAGGUUGGUAGAGAGGCACCGUAUAGUGAACGCAGCUCUUGAAGAAGAGAUGAAAGAGAUACAUGCUCUCUCUAUAAAGAAAGCUCAGACUCCACAGCAAUGGAAUCCAACUCCACCACAAGACUCUUCUGCAACAACAACAACUCCAACUACUCCAACCACAGAUGCUUGAAAACAAAAGAACCACAUGUUUUCAUACUUGCUAUGAUUAAAAAAAAGAAAAAAACUAAAAGAAGCUUGUACUUUGGUAUAAAAACAUCUACAGCAGAAUAAGUUAUAACACUUGGUUUGCUUUAUUGUCUACAUAAAACCACCAAACAAAACGAAA
Molecule: messenger RNA, 516 nt
Organism: Raphanus sativus (radish)
Lineage: Eukaryota; Viridiplantae; Streptophyta; Magnoliopsida; Brassicales; Brassicaceae
Product: protein BOLA2
Exons: 3
Coding region: 52-360 (102 amino acids)
Biological process (GO): intracellular iron ion homeostasis
Cellular component (GO): cytosol; nucleus
Molecular function (GO): 2 iron, 2 sulfur cluster binding
Source: RefSeq, a predicted model, not a curated record